CCCACUGGUCCCUCCGGGUUGGGGCAUCGUUGGGUGGCACUGGGGCACAUUCAGCCUGAGGAAGCUGUGGGCAUUCACGGGGCCUGGUUUCCUCAUGAGCAUCGCUUUCCUUGACCCGGGGAACAUUGAGUCGGACCUUCAAGCUGGUGCUGUGGCUGAAUUCAAACUGCUCUGGGUGCUGCUCUGGGCCACAGUGCUAGGCUUGCUCUGCCAGCGGCUGGCUGCCCGGCUGGGCGUGGUGACAGGCAAGGAUCUGGGUGAAAUCUGCCAUCUCUACUACCCUAAGGUGCCCCGCAUCCUCCUCUGGCUGACCAUUGAGCUGGCCAUUGUGGGCUCAGACAUGCAGGAAGUCAUCGGGACGGCUAUCUCCUUCAGUCUGCUCUCUGCUGGACGCAUCCCCCUGUGGGGUGGCGUACUGAUCACUAUUGUGGAUACCUUCUUCUUCCUCUUCCUGGAUAACUAUGGUUUGCGCAAGUUGGAAGCUUUCUUUGGGUUCCUCAUUACCAUAAUGGCUUUGACCUUCGGUUAUGAGUAUGUGGUGGCGCGUCCAUCUCAGGGAGCCCUUCUUAAGGGCCUGUUCCUGCCCUCCUGCCCGGGCUGUGGGCAGCCUGAGCUGCUGCAGGCAGUGGGCAUCGUUGGUGCCAUCAUCAUGCCUCAUAACAUCUACCUGCACUCGGCCUUGGUCAAGUCUAGAGAGGUAGACAGAACCCGCCGGGGGGACGUUCGAGAAGCCAACAUGUACUUCCUGACUGAGGCCACCAUCGCCCUCUUCGUGUCAUUCAUCAUCAACCUCUUUGUCAUGGCUGUUUUUGGUCAGGCCUUCUACCAGCAAACCAAUGAGGAAGCGUUCAACAUCUGUGCCAACAGCAGCCUCCACAACUAUGCUAAGAUCUUCCCCAGGGACAAUAACACAGUGUCAGUGGAUAUUUAUCAAGGAGGUGUGAUCCUAGGCUGUCUCUUUGGCCCUGCGGCCCUCUACAUCUGGGCAGUAGGUCUCCUGGCAGCGGGUCAGAGUUCUACUAUGACCGGCACCUAUGCAGGACAAUUCGUGAUGGAGGGUUUCCUUAAGCUGCGAUGGUCUCGAUUCGCACGCGUCCUCCUCACUCGCUCUUGUGCUAUCCUGCCCACUGUGCUGGUGGCUGUCUUCCGCGACCUGAGGGACCUGUCCGGCCUCAAUGAUCUCCUCAAUGUUCUGCAGAGUCUACUGCUGCCCUUUGCUGUGCUGCCCAUUCUGACUUUCACCAGCAUGCCAGCCGUCAUGCAGGAGUUUGCCAAUGGCUGGUUGAGCAAAGUCAUUACUUCCUGCAUCAUGGCACUGGUCUGCGCCAUCAACCUGUACUUCGUGAUCAGCUACCUGCCCAGCCUCCCGCACCCUGCCUACUUUGGCCUUGUGGCUCUGCUCGCCAUAGGUUACUUGGGCCUUACUGCUUAUCUGGCCUGGACCUGUUGCAUUGCCCAUGGAGCCAAGUUUCUGACCCACAGCUCCCACCAGCGCUUCCUGUAUGGACUCCCUAUCGAGGAGCAGGAAGGCAGGGAGAGUUCCGGGUGAUGAGCACAGUGACCCAGCAUCCACCAACAGGAAGGACACAGCAGGGCAAUUGAAGGUCCCCUACCAGCUUUCUGGAUUACCUGUCUCCAGUUUGGACAAGUGCUGUACCUCAGAGUAAAGUGUGCUAGGGACACCCAUCUUAUCACAACCUAAGAGACUUAAAAACACAGUGCCUAGGUCUGGAGAGAUGGCUCAACGGUUAGGAGCACUGACUGCUCUUCCAGAGGUCCUGAGUUCAAUUCCCAGCAACCACAUUACAACCAUUUGUAAUGGGAUCCAACGCCCUCUUUUGGUGUGUCUGAAGACAGUGACAGUGUAUUCACAUACAUAAAAUAAAUAAAUAAAUCUUAAAAAAAAAAAAAA
Molecule: messenger RNA, 1912 nt
Organism: Rattus rattus (black rat)
Lineage: Eukaryota; Metazoa; Chordata; Mammalia; Rodentia; Muridae
Gene: Slc11a1
Product: solute carrier family 11 member 1
Exons: 14
Coding region: 95-1549 (484 amino acids)
Biological process (GO): metal ion transport
Cellular component (GO): plasma membrane
Molecular function (GO): iron ion transmembrane transporter activity; cadmium ion transmembrane transporter activity; manganese ion transmembrane transporter activity
Source: RefSeq, a predicted model, not a curated record